AGCUCAGCAGGAGAAGCGGGGCGGGAAAGCCCUGGCAGGGCAGGAGAGGCUCCGAAGUUCUGUCCUCUAGCUUGGAGGACAGAUGUGCCCAGGUGUUGUCGGGGCGUGCAGGCCUGAGCUCGGGUGAAGUUCCCGGAGAGGGCAAAACGGAGAUGGCAGCAGAGGAGCCAUGCGCCCCUAGUGCGCCGGGAGCCCCGGGAGCCCCGGGAGCCCAGCGCGCUCCGGGCCCCGAGCUGCGCCUGACUAACCAGCUGCUGCCGGAGCUCUACACCUUCGUGGUACGCGUGCUGUUCUACCUGGCGCCCGUCUACCUGGCCGGCUACCUGGGGCUCAGCAUACUGUGGUUGCUACUCGGCGUCCUGCUUUGGAUGUGGUGGCGCCGGAACCGCCUCGGGAAGCUCGGGCGCCUGGAGGCCGCCUUCGAGUUCCUCAACAACGAGCGCCAGUUCAUCAGCCGGGAGCUGAGGGGCCAGCACCUGCCUGCCUGGAUCCACUUUCCGGAUGUCGAGCGGGUCGAGUGGGCCAACAAGAUUAUUGCCCAGAUUUGGCCCUACCUGACCAUGAUCAUGGAAAACAAGGUUCGGGAGAAACUGGAGCCAAAGAUCCGGGAGAAGAGCACCUACCUAAGGACCUUCACCUUCACCAAGCUCUACUUUGGACAGAAGUGUCCCAGGGUGACUGGAGUCAAGGCACACACUAACAAAAGCAACCCACGACAGGUGACCCUGGACCUACAGAUAUGCUACAUUGGGGACUGUGAGGUCAGUGUGGAGCUGCAGAAGAUACACGCUGGUGUGAACGGCAUCCAGUUGCAGGGCACCCUGCGGAUCAUCCUGGAGCCCUUGUUGGUGGACAAGCCCUUUGUGGGGGCUGUGACUCUGUUCUUCCUUCAAAAGCCGCACCUGCAGAUCAACUGGACAGGCCUGACCAACCUGCUGGAUGCACCUGGAAUCAACGAGGUGUCAGAUAGCCUGCUGGAGGACCUCAUCGCUGCCCACCUGGUGCUGCCCAACCGCGUGACUGUGCCUGUGAAGAAGGGUCUGGAUUUGACCAACCUGCGCUUCCCUCUGCCCUGCGGAGUGAUCAGAAUUCACUUGUUGGAGGCUGAGAAGCUGGCCCAGAAGGACAGCUUCCUGGGACUGGGAUGCAAGUCAGACCCCUACGCCAAGGUGAGCAUCGGCUUGCAGCAUUUCCGGAGCAGGACCAUCUACAAGAAUCUAAACCCCACCUGGAAUGAAGUGUUUGAGUUCAUGGUGUAUGAAGUACCUGGUCAGGACUUGGAGGUGGACCUGUAUGAUGAGGAUACUGACAGGGAUGACUUCCUGGGCAGCCUGCAGAUCUGUCUCGGGGAUGUCAUGACGAAUAGAGUGGUGGAUGAGUGGUUUGUCCUGAAUGACACAAUCAGCGGACGGCUGCAUCUGCGGCUGGAGUGGCUUUCACUGCUCACUGAUCAGGAGGCGCUGACAGAGGGACACUCACUAAGAGCCUGUGUCACUUUUCAGGACCAUGGUGGCCUUUCUACUGCCAUCCUUGUGGUCUUCCUGGAAAAUGCCUGCAACCUGCCGAGAAAUCCUUUUGACUACUUGAAUGGUGAAUAUCGAGCCAAAAAACUCUCCAGGUUUGCCAAGAAUAAGGUCAGCAGAGACCCUUCUUCCUAUGUCAAGCUAUCUGUAGGCAGGAAGACAUAUACGAGUAAGACGUGUCCCCACAGCAAGGACCCUGUGUGGAGCCAGGUGUUCUCCUUUUUUGUGAACAACGUUGCAGCUGAGCAGCUCCAUCUGAAGGUGCUGGAUGAUGACCAGGAGUGUGCUCUGGGAGUGCUGGAGUUCCCCCUGUGCCAAAUCCUCCCCUGUGCCGACCUUACCCUGGAGCAGCGCUUUCAGCUGGACCAUUCAGGCCUGGACAGCCUCAUUUCCAUGAGGCUGGUACUGCGGUUUCUGCAAGUGGAGGAACGAGAGCUGGGGAGCCCAUACACAGGACCUGAAGCUCUAAAGAAAGGUCCUCUGUUCAUAAAGAAGGUGGUUACCAACCAUGGUCCCAACGCCCCACCCCAGGGAGAAGGCCCUGCAGACUUGCUGUGUCCUCCAGACCCUGCUGCUUAUGCCAUGGAUGCCUCCAAGAGUACCCUAACCACUACCAGUGCUUCCAGCAACCCUGUACCCCGAGAGACAAGCCUAGAGCCCAAAGGCAAAGACAGUGCCAAUGGGUUCUGUGAGCCCAUGGGAAAGAAGAGGAGCUCAACCACCAUCUUCCUGACUGUCCCAGGCCCCCAUUCUCCAGGACCCAUCAAGUCACCCAGACCCAUGAAACGCCCUGCUUCCCAAUUUGCAUGGCCGCCCAAGGGCCUGGGUCCCAGCAUGACCUCACUUAACUCCCUGGCCUCUUCAUGCUUUGACCUGACAGAUAUCACCUUCAACACUGAAGUUGGCAAUUGCAGGCAGCGGGGCCUUGGCGAGAUCCAGCUCACGGUGCGCUAUGUGUGUCUGUGGCGAUGCCUCAGAGUGCUGGUCAAUGGCUGCAGAAACUUGACACCGUGUACCAGCAGUGGAGCUGACCCCUAUGUUCGUGUCUACUUGUUGCCAGAAAGGAGGUGGGCAAGUCGUAAGAAGACCUCAGUGAAGCGCAAGACCCUGGAACCCCUGUUUGAUGAGACAUUUGAAUUUUUUGUUCCCAUGGAAGAAGUGAAGAAGAGGUCACUAGAUGUUGCAGUCAAAAAUAGUAGGCCACUUGGCUCACACAGAAGGAAGGAGUUAGGAAAAGUACUGAUUGAUUUAUCAAAAGAAGAUUUGAUUAAAGGCUUUUCACAAUGGUAUGAGCUGACUCCAGAUGGACAGCCCAGAAGCUGAUGAGUACUAUUAUCACCAAUAUGUUAUAAUGUGUACAUAUGUAUAUUGUUAUUUAAAUAAGUCACCUGAAUAUAUAUAAAUAUAUUGUAUAAAUAACUAUGACUAGUAUUAGAGGCAGAGUUAUAUAAAGAACUACUUCAUCUUGGUUAAUUUGUUCAAGUGGGGUAUUUAUAUCUAAUAAGUCAUCAGAACUUCAGUAGUGGUUUUUUACUUUUGGUAGAUAAUUAUACACAUUUGAUUUAGGACUUGCUUGAACGUAUACACCAGAAAGUGUCCCACACUUGAUAUAAGGGUCAAGAGAGUCCUGUUCCUGGAGUAGCUAACAGUUAUUCCUUGGCAACUACUAAUGAAGGGAGGGCACUUAUGUGGAAAUACUGACCCAGCCCCAAACUGCCAACAGCUAGUACGGCCAGAGCUGUUGGGGCUGCCACCUGUGACGUUUCUAUGGUUAGAGAUUCACUUCUGCAUCUGAUUUGGAGCUAAGAUCCCCUUUCCUAAUGGCAACCAUGUUAUACUUAAAUACUCUGGAAAUAACUCCACAUGCUGGGGCCCCUACCAUAGGACAGUGCAAGCCAAGUUCCAAACCCAGGUGUGAUCUGAACUUACAGCAGAGCUUUGGAAACUGCAGAAGAGUAUCAUUAAAAGCUUGAGGAUUCUAUUCCACUUUGCCAGGAGAUAGCUGCUUCACCUAAGGUUACUUAAGGUUAAAAGACAAAUAAGUAGCUGGGGAUUUAGCUCAGUGGUUCUGCCCGCCUGCCUUGCAAGCGCUAGGACCUGAAUUCGAUCCCCAGUACCAGAAAAAGAAAAAAAAAAAGCCAAAUAAGUAAAGUGAAUAUGAAAAGUGCCUCUUAUGCAUUUCAAACUUGAAAGACCAAAUGGUCUUGUUGCCCCCUCUCUGUUCUUAUUAACUACUUCUAAAGGUCACAUCAUCUCCUCUUACCUUAUGACAACACUCCAGUCGUAAGUUGUUUGUCCCCACCAUUGCCAACAUUUUAAACAUUUUUAUCAUGUUACUCUCGCUUAUAAAUUUUCUGUAAAAAUCAAAGCACACUCCUUAAUCUGCUUAAGACAAUCUGGUCUCAGGUUUCUUCUGCUUUGUUCAUCACCUUCACUAAGCCAGACCACAACGAAAUGGCCUAUUCCCACCUUCUCUGGAGCAUUUUCCAUUUUAACAAUUCUGUCUUUAUAUAACAGCAAAUUGUAAAAAAUGUUUACUACGUAUCAACUAAGGUUACAUGCUGUGUUAUGUAUGUCUGGUACUGAACAUUUCAGUUUAUACGUCAAGUUGAACUCUAUACUACCUGAAUUGUUUUCAGCCUUGCCACCCAAGCCUGUGCUAAGUAUAUGCAAGAUGCAUAAUAAAAUGUUUCUGCUCAGACUUCUAUUCUCAACAAUAAAUUCUCGUAAUAAACUAUGGCAGAUUAUGCUUAUCCCAUAUACUUCAUGCCAACAUUGUAAUUGCUCUCUAAAUAGAAAAGUGCCUUGAAGGGGCCACGCCCAUCUUACAAGCACAAGGUCCUGAGUUCAAUUCCCUGGUACCAAAGAAAACAACCAAAACAAGUGCCUUGAAAAUGGUAGAGUAUCAAAGAAGUAUCAGGGAAUUUAUCAUAUAUUCCAUCCUAAACACUAGCAAUCCUAAAAUAACGAUUGAUCAAGGUGGCAGACAAACAAAACUCUCUAGGGGAGCUCUCCCCAAACAAAGUAACAGGUAGUUCCUAAUUCUUCUGCAAGCUAUUCUGGUUUUCUUCUUUUGGUCAGAAAUCAGAUGAGGAGUUAAAGUGUUGAAGAGAAAGACAAUUUUAGUACACACCAGACAGGAGGCAAAGUUUUGUCUCAACAGAAAACACCUUGCCUGACAAUGAGGUCAAGAACAGGUUGGCAGCAAGAGGUGGAAACAAUCAGCUAAACUGCCCUAGAGGAGCACAGAGUCUGAAGUCACUUACCAUCAACCUGAAACACAAACCCCUGAAAACUAGAAAACAUUUAGAACCUGGAAUCCUCUGAAAACCUGAGUUAACUAUAACACUGGCCCUUGGGGUUGCUACUUGCAUCCUGGGCACACAGACCACUGUAGCAGACAGCUGCCAGGAAUGGGAACUUGUAAAAAAUAAACUAUUAAGGCAGAAAUGGCACAAGAGAUACAAAAAUACCUGUAAAAUACAUUGGCAAGCAUGUCUUGAUCAUUCAAAAAAUAUAGACAAGCAUAUUAACUACUGUAACAAAUACCUGAAAUAAUCACCUCAUAACUAAAAGUUCAUUUGUCUCACAGUUUUGGAGGUUUCAGUCAGUGAUGACCUAUGUAUGGCAAGGGAUAUUAGGAAAAUAUGUCAACUAUGAAUUUCUACGUAUUUAGAAAAUUAGGCUCAAAAUUAAAAAUUCUGAAAUUUUAUAUUUUAUCUCCUAGAAACUAACAAAUCAAGCAUGAAAAACUGGUAUAAAUACAGAUUUAAAUAACACUAACACAAUGUAUAUUGAGAAUCGACUUAAGACUAUAUGGAACAUGUAUAAAAAUUCAUCUAAAGCCACAAAGUCUCAACAAAUUUUAAAGACUCAAUACCAAAAAGACUAUACAAUGUUCUCUAACCACAAGGCAAUACAAUUAGAAAAACAAAAACUGCGCUGGGCAAUGUCUUAAGUUACUUUCCUCUUUGCUUAGAAUACUGGAAACACAAAGCUAGAGGAGGAAAGGCUUAUUUAGUCUGUAGAAGUUUCAGUCCAUCAUCAGCUGGCUCCCAGGUGAGGUGGCAUGGCAGAAGAAAAACAGUCCACGGCCAGGUAGGCAGAAGGCACCAAGUCUAUUUUUCUCUUUAUAUUCUACCCAGGGCACAAGCCUACCCAGGGUAUAACCCACACCCAGAUCUAUGCUAAACCAAUCAGUGGACUGAUUUAGUUAUCACACAUUCUUAGUCCACAUUCACACACCCUAGAUCCAGCCACCUCCAAAAAGUUCCACCUAUGAGGACAUGAAGCUUUCUGGAGAUAUCGAGAUACAAGCCAUAACAAGCACAUGCUCUACCAUUAAACUAUAUAUGCCUAACAAGUGCAAAGUUCUAGGUUCAAUCUCUGGCACCAAAAUAAAUUUUAAAAUGUUAAGUUGCAAAAACAAUCCAAGAAACUACAUCUUUUUAGACUUCAAAUUGUAAUUCUAGAGGGGGACAUGGUUGUGCAUGCCUGUAACCCCAGCACUCAGGAGGCUCAGGCAGGGGGACAGAGUUCCAGGCCAGGCUGUCCUUCAUAGUGAUACCCUGUCUCAAACUACUGCCCCACCCUACUCCCAACAUACUUCUAAACUUCUAUUUCUAGCCAGGAUGGAGUAACAGACACCGAAUUUACCCCUCUGCUUGUAACAAAUAAUGUACAAAUAAAAUAAAAAGUAAAUUAAAAAACCCAAACCAGACAAAAUACAUAAAAUAGUCUUAGACAUCUAUGUUUAUAUGAGUAUUUGUAGAUUGCAAUUAUAUAGUAGACAAAAUUGGAAGCCCGAAUUUCCAUCAACAGGUGAAGGAAUAAGUUAUGAUAUAUCCAUACAACAGGACACUACACAGUAAUAAAAAAUGAACUAAUGCAACUUGUAAAACUCUCGAAAUAAUUAUUCUGAAAAAAUGCCCAGCCAAAACAAAACAAAUAUAUUAAAUCCUAUGAAGUACAAAAUAAACUACUGUGAUGGAAAGCAGAUUAAAAUGUUGCCUAAGGAUGGGUGAAAAUAGGAAGGAUUAGCAAAGGCAUUAAGAAAACUUUUGGAAUAACGGGCAUUUAAAGUGUUGGUGGUGAUUAU
Molecule: messenger RNA, 6621 nt
Organism: Fukomys damarensis (Damara mole-rat)
Lineage: Eukaryota; Metazoa; Chordata; Mammalia; Rodentia; Bathyergidae
Gene: Esyt3
Product: extended synaptotagmin 3
Exons: 23
Coding region: 153-2846 (897 amino acids)
Biological process (GO): lipid transport
Molecular function (GO): lipid binding
Source: RefSeq, a predicted model, not a curated record